GGACGUGCUCUCGCAAUCUAUGUAGAUUCAUGUAAUCUGUGAUUUUCUGCGGGCGGAGAGAUUCGUUUUGUUGAAAUAAUUAUAUUGUUAUUAAAGUUUUCUGGAAAUUGUUGAGUUAGAGUAAUAAAAAAAUUAUACAAAUAUGCCUACAUACGAAAUGCCAUUGUUGCUACGUAUCAUGAAAAAGCCGGAAUUGGUAGCAACUUUAAAGAGAACAGCCGAAACGAUAUUCAAUACCGGUGGUUUCAUCAGAAAAAUUGAAAAUUGUGGGGUCAAGACACUUCCAUGCAAAACGAGUAUACAUGGACGUGUUCAUCACGAAGCAAACCAUUUUUUCAUAUAUUUUGACGUACCGCCAAAAGUAAUUGAUAAAAUUACAGAUAUAUACCAUAGAGAUAUCGAUAUCGUUAGAUUAAAAAUAUUCAAACAAAGUGAACCAAUUAACAAGGGAUGUACGUUCCAUGAAGAGAUGUUACCACCACCGUACAGGCCUGGCGUCCAGAAACUGAUGGACAUGGCAAAGAAACAGCGUCAUAAUAAACACGAAUUCAAAUACAACACUGGAUUGGAUUAUUAUCCAUUCAAUAAAUAACUGAAUGUAUAGUUGUUGUAUUUCUUUUAUUGCAGUAGAUCACACAUUAUAUAGGACUUGAAAUAAAAUGUUUUAGAAAAGCCGAGCAUAUUAAAUAUUUCGAAAAGAAGAUUAGUCGAUCUGACUUACAGGGUAGAAGAAUAUUAAAAAUGUAACAUACAAUUGUACUUCAUCAUAAGUAAUAUUUAAUAUAAAAAUCACUUAUUGAUGUAUCGUUUAUUAACUCAUAUCUCAGCAUUUUAUGAAAAAUUAUUAUUUCUCUAACCAAUAUAUAUUCAAUAUAUAUUUGUACAAAAUACUUAAUAUAUAAUUAUAUAUAAUUAUCUCUCGUGCAACACAAAUUUGUAGAAUCAUUUGAUUGGAUCGUAACUUGAAAUGUUCAAUCGCAAUAGGCGCAGCUAGCCGGUAACUCCCUUCGUUGUAUACAAUAUACUUUGAAACAUUCAACAAU
Molecule: messenger RNA, 1043 nt
Organism: Temnothorax curvispinosus
Lineage: Eukaryota; Metazoa; Arthropoda; Insecta; Hymenoptera; Formicidae
Gene: mRpS6
Product: probable 28S ribosomal protein S6, mitochondrial
Exons: 4
Coding region: 143-592 (149 amino acids)
Biological process (GO): translation
Cellular component (GO): ribosome; mitochondrial small ribosomal subunit
Molecular function (GO): small ribosomal subunit rRNA binding; structural constituent of ribosome
Source: RefSeq, a predicted model, not a curated record